CGGCGCUCUUCCUUUUGGAUCCGCCAUCUGCGGUGGGACCGCCGCCAAGAUGCAGAUUUUCUUAAAAACCCUGACGGGGAAGACGAUCACUCUCGAGGUCAAACCCUCGGAUACGAUCGAAAAUGUAAAGGCCAAGAUCCAGGAUAAGGAAGGAAUUCCUCCUGAUCAGCAGAGACUGAUUUUUGCUGGCAAGCAACUGGAAGAUGGACGCACCCUGUCUGACUACAACAUUCAAAAGGAGUCCACUCUUCAUCUUGUGUUGAGACUUCGUGGUGGCGCUAAGAAAAGGAAGACGUCUUACAUUACUCCCAGGAAGAAUAAGCAUAAGAGGAAGAAGGUUAAGCUGGCUGUCCUAAAAUACUACAAGGUGGAUGAGAACGGCAAAAUUAGUCGUCUUCGUCGGGAGUGUCCUUCUGAUGAAUGUGGUGCUGGCGUUUUUAUGGCCAGUCAUUUUGAUAGACAUUACUGUGGCAAGUGUUGUCUGACCUAUUGCUUCAAUAAACCAGAAGAUAAGUAAUUGUGUAUGAAGUAAUAAAAGACA
Chrysochloris asiatica (Cape golden mole) is the source of this 541-nucleotide messenger RNA. Its product is annotated as ubiquitin-40S ribosomal protein S27a-like. The transcript has a single exon. Bases 50 to 517 code for a protein of 155 amino acids. Gene Ontology annotation, cellular component: cytoplasm; nucleus; ribosome. The record is from RefSeq and is a predicted model, not a curated record. Gene Ontology annotation, molecular function: ubiquitin protein ligase binding; protein tag activity; structural constituent of ribosome. Gene Ontology annotation, biological process: modification-dependent protein catabolic process; protein ubiquitination; translation. NCBI's taxonomy places the organism in Eukaryota, Metazoa, Chordata, Mammalia, Afrosoricida, Chrysochloridae.